Messenger RNA from Haemonchus placei, 384 nucleotides. NCBI's taxonomy places the organism in Eukaryota, Metazoa, Nematoda, Chromadorea, Rhabditida, Trichostrongylidae. The record is from the annotation of a GenBank genome assembly.
AUGGAGAAUGGCCAGAACUUACCGCAGGACAACUCUCAGAAGCCUGCAAUUGAUUAUUCCGAGUAUUACAAAUAUCUCCUAGAAAAUCCUUGGGUUCAGCAGUUUGCGGCACGGUUUUCGACCGCUAGUUUCAUCAGUGUUAGACACGCUGACAAAAGUGAAGCCUCCGAAAAACUGACAGAAAUGAGAUUUGUUUACGGAAUAUUUUUUGGGAAUAUUGUUGGCAGCGAAGAAUAUGUGCAGAUCUUAUCGACAGCGCAGGUUGUCGUUCAUGUUUUUAGGUUGUUUUUGUACUUUUACACCGUGAUUUCAAUAUUCUUGUCUGUCUGCGCCUUGCCCCCUCCAACACACUGUGGUGCAGUCGACGACAGUAGGGUGACGUAG